This is a messenger RNA of Pogoniulus pusillus (Red-fronted tinkerbird), 1172 nucleotides long. It is a transcript of the gene SAMD15, whose product is annotated as sterile alpha motif domain containing 15. The transcript is spliced from 4 exons. Lineage: Eukaryota; Metazoa; Chordata; Aves; Piciformes; Lybiidae. The record is from RefSeq and is a predicted model, not a curated record. Gene Ontology annotation, molecular function: protein binding. The coding region runs from base 1 to 885 and encodes 294 amino acids.
AUGGGCAGGACUGAGCGGGCGGGCGGCCAGCGCGGAGCCGAAGGCGGCAGCCCGCCUCAGCGGAAAGAGCCGAGUGAGGCCGAAGAGCUCAGGCUCCGUCAGCGGAAAGAGCCGAGUGGGGCCGAAACGCUGCGGCGCUGUCAGCGGAAACACCCGAGUGACUGCGUGGGCGGAGCGACACGAAGCACAAGCGCUUCCCCCUCGGCAACACAACCAAUCGCGAAGUUCCGCAGAGCCAGGGGGCGUGGGACGCCGGUGGCCUCGCAGGCUAUUGGCAGGGCGGGAGCGGCGGAGGCAGCGGUUGCCAUAGGCAGUCCGGAAGGACGCGUUGUCUUGGCGGCGGCGCCCAUGGAGGCGAGCUCGGGGUCGGCGGGGCCGGGUGCAGCCGAGGGUCCGGAACCCGAGGAGGGUGCGGAGCCUGAGCUCGCGGGAUGGCCGCGGUUCUCCUGUCCUGCCCUCUCCUGGAGCACGGCGGAGGUGGCUGAGUGGGUGGCGCAGCUCGGCUUUGCCCAGUACGAGGAGUGCUUCAGGCACAACGGCAUCACCGGCCGCCGCCUCGUCCUGGUGAACUGCUCCAGCCUGCCCGCCAUGGGCGUCACGGACUUCGGCCACAUGCAGGAGAUUUCACAACACGUGCGAGAGCUGCUGGGGAUUGAGGAGCCUCUCUUCAACAGAUCCAUUGCCCUGCCAUACAGAGACAAUAUGAGUCUCUUCCUAGAGCAGAAGUCCCGAUCAGGAAAGAAAGCAGAUAACCUCACUUUCUCCCAGUUUAUCCAAGAAGCAGGACUAGAGCCCUAUACUACAGUUCCUCAUUUGCAAAGAGCCCAGACUGAGAUAAAAGCAGAUGCUCUCCCUGUAUUGCAGGGCACCCAGAGGCAGGAUUAGAAUCUCACACUGCACUUCCACCUUUGGAAGAAGCCCAGCAGAUUGUAUCCUUAUUACCUUGCAGUUUGUCCAAGGAGGUAUACCUCUACCUUUUCCAAAUCACAGAAAAGGUCAUUGCAGCUCUUUGCCAUCUGAUGACAGUAAACACAUCCCCACGUUGGCUGUUUUCUCCAGUCCUUUGUUUGUUUCCAGGAAGUGGGUGAAGCAGAAGCUAUAAAUCAGAUUGUACCACUGUUUGUCUUUCACUUCUGCUUCACAGUUGAUUAAAAAGACAAAAAUAAAAACCA